GGGGCUGCUCGCAAAGUUUGGCGAUGGGAGCGAAGAUGUUGAAGAAUCAACGCUAAAGCGAGCAGGACCACCUCCGCUACCUCCGAAGCCAAGAAUAAACAGUUAUCCUGAGGAAAACCUCCCAGACGAUGAGAAAUGUCAGACAAUAAAACAUUUCCCAGACUCGCAGAACAGAGCUCCACCAGCUCACAGGAGACAGAGUAUCCCUGUUUGCGGGCCUCAGGCUGAUUCUUCCCUCCUUGGUAUGACCAGCAGCAUCAGCAGCCCGGGAUUGCUCACAGCGAGAUACAGCGACUUGAGAAACGGGGAUGGCAUGCUGAAACUCAUUGAAGAGAACGCAGAAGGGUCCGGACAAAUCCCGCAGCUGCCCCGUAAAAAAGAGAAAAGAGAUUUUCCUAAGCCAGCAAUCAACGGUUUGCCACCGACACCGAAGGUGCUGAUGGGAGCGUGUUUUUCCAAAGUCUUCGAUGGUUGUCCUUUGAAGAUUAACUGUGCAACGUCGUGGAUACAUCCAGAUACUAAAGACCAGUACAUUAUCUUUGGCACGGAAGAAGGUAUCUAUACUUUAAAUCUGAAUGAACUUCACGAAGCCACCAUGGAGCAGUUAUUUCCCAGAAAGUGCACCUGGCUGUAUGUUAUCAAUAACACCCUAAUGUCCUUGUCAGAAGGGAAAACAUUCCAGCUCUACUCCCACAAUUUAAUAGCUUUGUUUGAACAAGCCAAGAAAACAGGAUUAGCUGCUCACAUUCAAACCCACAGGUUUCCUGACAGAAUAUUACCAAGGAAGUUUGCCUUAACGACAAAGAUCCCCGAUACAAAAGGAUGCCACAAAUGCUGUAUAGUACGAAAUCCGUACACGGGACACAAGUACCUGUGUGGCGCAUUGCAGUCCGGAAUUGUUCUGCUACAGUGGUAUGAGCCAAUGCAGAAAUUCAUGUUAAUAAAGCACUUUGAUUUUCCUUUGCCAAGCCCUUUGAAUGUGUUUGAAAUGCUGGUGAUCCCAGAGCAGGAGUACCCCAUGGUCUGCGUAGCUGUCAGCAAGGGUACUGAACCAAAUCAGGUAGUUCAGUUUGAGACAAUCAACUUGAACUCUGCUUCUUCGUGGUUUACAGAAAUUGGUGCAGGCAAUCAGCAGUUAGAUGCCAUUCACGUGACACAGCUGGAAAGAGACACUGUCCUGGUCUGCCUGGACA
Messenger RNA from Eurypyga helias (sunbittern), 1193 nucleotides. RefSeq names its product mitogen-activated protein kinase kinase kinase kinase 5 (gene MAP4K5). The record is from RefSeq and is a predicted model, not a curated record. The transcript is spliced from 14 exons. Gene Ontology annotation, molecular function: MAP kinase kinase kinase kinase activity. The annotation marks the transcript as partial. Lineage: Eukaryota; Metazoa; Chordata; Aves; Eurypygiformes; Eurypygidae.